AUCAAAAUGGCAGCGAAGGUACCGGCGGUGUUCGUGGUGCUAUUGUGGGGAAUUGCAGCCUUCUGGAGCAUUGCGGUCUCUUCCUUUGCCAUAGAUCUCGAUGAAACGUUUAAAGACAAUAGAGAAGAUGAAAUUUGGUUAGUAGAUUUCUAUGCACCUUGGUGUGGUCAUUGCAAGAAGUUGGAACCAAUAUGGGAUGAGGUAGCUGCUGAAAUGUUUACCUCAGGCUCUCCUAUAAAAGUGGGGAAGAUGGAUGCAACAAUUUAUGCAGGUGUUGCCUCUCAGUUUGGUGUCCGAGGUUAUCCAACCAUCAAAUUGUUAAAAGGUGAUCUCGCUUACAAUUAUAGAGGACCUCGUACCAAAGAAGAUAUAAUUGAGUUUGCUGGCAGAGUAUCAGGGCCAUUGGUCAGAUCACUUUCCUCUCAGCAGCUAUUCGAUCAUUGGCAGAAGAGACAUCCAGUCUUCUUUGUCUAUGUUGGCGGCGAAUCUCCACUGAAGGAAAAGUUCUUUGAAGUGGCAUCAGAACUGAUUGUGUAUACCUACUUCUUUUCUGCUUCAGAGGAUGCUUUACCAGAGGAUGUCUCUGUCCAAGAACUUCCUGCUGUGUUGGUGUUCAAAGAUGGAACCUACUACACAUAUGAUGAAUAUGAAGAUGGUGAUCUGUCAUCCUGGGUGACCAAAGAGAGAUUUUUAGGAUACAUUCACAUUGAUGGUUUUGCUUUAUAUGAACUAGCAGAGACAGGAAAACUGGUGGUGGUUGCAGUUAUUGACAGCAAGAACUCAUCAGAAGCGCAUACUAGCUUAAAGGCCAUUACUCAUGAAGUUGCUACUGCAUACAGGGAACAGUUUCACAGGAAUUUCCAGUUUGGGCAUAUAGAUGGAGCUGACUACAUCAACAGUGUCAUAAUGGAUGAGGUCAUCGUUCCUUCCAUUGUUGUACUGAAUACUUCAAACCAACAGUACUUUAUACCAGAAACAGCAAUUGAGAGCAUCGAGGAUUUAAUUAAGUUUAUUAAUGACAUCAUGGAAGGAUCAGCACAAGCCCAAGGUGGAGACAGUUUCUAUUAUCGUGUUAGAAGGUUGUUAUAUGAUGGAAAAUCAACCAUAUUAUCUGUUUUCAAGACCUCUCCUCUCCUGGGUUGCUUUCUUUUUGGUCUACCUUUGGGUGUUAUCAGCAUCAUGUGUUAUGGAAUCUGGACAGCUGAUGGGGAAUAUGAACCGGAAGAAGGAGAAUUGCUUCAGAACGAAGCCAUCGAGCAGGGAGAUGCAGAAGCUAGUGAUGAAGAAAAGGAGGAAAACAAUGAUGAACGUCACAAAGUUGAUAAUGGAGUUAAAGAAAGUUCUAAAGAGCAUAAAGAUGAGGAACUGGAAGAGAAAAGCAUGGUAGAAAAGAAAAGGGAUUAAUGUGUGCUUGAGUGCUGAGUUUCCUUUAGGAUUUCUAAAUGGUUGAGUAUAUGUUACAUUUUAACAUCAGUGAAUACUGUUGGAAAGAUGAUGCAAGUUUUUUUUGUCUUCCACAGUUUGAUUGGUGUUCCAUACAGAGACAACUGGACUAUGAAUUAGAAUGAUCAUGCAAAUUAAAUUUUGUUCCUUAGAUGCAGAGAGUCACAAUGGAACUUCUUAACUGCCACAAUAGCUAACAACUGAUGAUGGAAUUUUGGUCUUCUGGGCAUAAUAUCCAAGGCAUAGGAUGAAGACCAGUAAAAAUAAUAAUGGAUUGUGCAGAGAGGUGAGAUGAUAUCUUACACAAGGUCUUGUCCAGCAAAAAGUUCUGGCAGGUGUAAGAGUUCCAUUGUAGUUUUUUAAAUAAAUAUGAUGGUUCAGGAGGUUGCAGGAAAAGAGAGUUCACAUUAUGAGCAGUUAUUUUUUUGUGCAUUAUUCCAUCAAUUCAACAGUCCCUUCUUUCUAUCUGUCAAUAAAAUGAAAACUGCUAGUGAAAGGCAUAAUGCCUGGUCAUUCUGGGCGUUUGGCUAUUUUUGUAAAUAGGAAGUGCAUCACUGUGGUAGAAGGUGAAAACUACUUACUAAUCUUUUGGGUAUAAUUGAUACUUUUUCCAUGAUUGCUAUUUGCUUUUAGUUAUAACCAGGAUCAGAGACUUUCAAAGGAUUUGAAAAAUUCGUGCCAGGUUUUUUGAUUGUAAAAUGAAUGGUUCCCUCAAGCCCACCUUUUACAUUAUUUGUAUUACUACCAAAAGAAUUACUUCAGUAUCCAUAUUCUCAGUAGUGAACAAAGAAUGAAAACCAAACUGAUUAUUUUGUAAUUUUGUUUGACAAUUAUGAAUUUAAAAUCAAAUUUUAUUACUAUAGCUUUGCAAUAAAUCUAGAAAGAUGUUGACAUCUAAAGAUUAAGCUUAAAUUUAUUAUAGGAAGUGAACUGCUACUAAAGAAGUCACUAAUAAUAGACCAGGGAAAAUGCUGAUAUUUUCAGUUUAAACUGAAAUAGCUCUUCCACUCUUCUUAAAACUGUAAUCAAGUUUUUUUUUGGUUUUAUGUGGCCAUGUUACUUAUAUUCACAUUUGAAGCAUAUAGAAUAAUUCCCCAUGAAUGCUGCAUCUUAAUACUGGUAGUUUAUUAUAAGGCGUACAGUUAUUGUGAACAAUUCGACAAGCUCCUCAAAGAUCGGCACUUACCUUAUAUCGGCAGAGAUGUCAAUACUUUCUCCUUAAUGUCAGGUAAGGUAUGGCAUUAUUUAGGGUCUAAACUCUACCUGCUAGAAGCAGCAUCUAAAGUCACUCCAUUCGUAUUUUUAAGAAGCCUCAAAGCAAAGUGUCAUAGUGUAGACCAAAUUUGUAUCUGAGGCUGGAGCUUCAGUGCAAAACAAAAUAGAUUUUACAGCAGCAUCAGUGUGAUGGAGAUAGAACCAACAAAGCCAAUUCAGCUACAUAAUUAAAGCACUUCCUUAAGAUAAUGUUAAAUAUGUUGCUUUUAGAUCUAAAUAACACUGUUAAAGCUCUUUGCACCCAGUGUUUAAAUCAGCAACAGUUUAUCUAACCAGUUAUUACCACAAACCACUGACUUUAACAGUAGCAUAUCCAAUUAAUGCACAACUUGUGAUCUUAUCUGUUUACAGCCAUAUAGGGAUUGAGCAAAUUAAGCAGUGUGAAGUUGUAUAAAUAUGGGCCUUGGGCUUCUUGAAUAAAUGUGCUACAUGACAUGAUAUUGGGACCAGAAAAUGGCACCCUUUGUUUCUUGCACUGUGUUUAGUUAGCCAUCUCAAACUUCACUAUGCAGAAGAUAUACCUCUGUCAUGCUUCUGCAUUGAUGAGCUGGAGGUGGAAUUCACCAAUGAUUCUCACUCAUGGUUGCUACCCAGUGACUCUGUUGAGGUGAGAGUACGAUUGGGCUAAAUUGCAAUACCCUAUUAUUUCAAUAGCUGCCUGCUUCACACAUAAGAAAUUGAAAUUUGGGUGGAGAAUUCCUGGAAGACUGGAACAGUAUCUUUAACAUGAAGGAUGAGAAAGAAAGUGAUAUCUCCAGGAUAAAUCAUAUCUUUCUCAAAAUAUAACAACAACACUUUAGUACAUAUUCCCUUUUUAAUGCAGAACCCACUUUAGUUUGCUAGCUCUGAACUACACUUAAAGUAAAUACAUAGAUUAUAGAAAUUUCAGUCUUCAAAACUUCCAGAAAAGAGGUUUGUUUAUAAUGAUGAAAUAAAGGCAAAAUGUGAUUAAUGUAAGUACUUGUUCCAUGCCAUAACACGUGGAAGACAUAUUGACCAAUGUGAAAGCUUUGUUUUGUUUCAGUGUCUCAAAAAGCAUUAUAUUAAUCUUAACAAUGGCACAAGUUUUAAUUUAUGAAUUUUAUAUAACUUAUAACUGUUGGUGUCAAAUUUACUGAAUGGAGCAGUGAAAAGAUAAAACAACUCUGAAUAAUAAUGUGCCUCUCAGUAAGAUAAGUUUCAUUAUAAAUUUCAUUAUAAUAUGGAAUUAUAUUUUAAUGUUGCUCAUGUGUUUGCGUAAAGGGGAAUACUGAAUAUAGGCCAAAAAAAGGAUUACUGAAUGACAAUCAUGCUUCUGCUCUCCAUUUCCAGCCUUUUUUAAUAAACUGAUCUUCAUAUUUUACCUGGGCAAAAAUUGCCUAUUAUGCAUUUCUGCUGCAAUAUAGCUGGCCUAUAAAUUACCUUAAAUUCAAAAUGGGAGAUACCAGUUAUCUAUGACUGGUUUGUUCCAAAUCAAUCUAAUUUAGAAUUAGAAUAGAAUAGCCUUAUUCAUUUUCAAAAGGUAUUGCCUGUCUUCUUAUAUCAAUUAAUGAUAUGGUCACAGGCAGUGAUCCUGGAAAAUAGAGAACCACACAUCAAUCAACUAACUUUCAUUUAAUCUGAGUUAGUUCUGAUGGAAAUCCUAAAUCUAGAAUAAGUUUCUGAAUAAAAUAUUGAUAAGUAACUUUAAUUCCACUUUUUAUAGCACAGAGGUUACCAUUGCAAAUUUGCUGUCAAAACCACUUACUGGUGUACUAACUCAUUUUAUUAUGCUGGAGUAUGCAUUUAGCUUUGUUUUAUGGGCAAUGACAGUUUGUUUUAUACAAAUAAAGUUGAGAAAUGUUUUCUUCGCA
Molecule: messenger RNA, 4550 nt
Organism: Rhincodon typus (whale shark)
Lineage: Eukaryota; Metazoa; Chordata; Chondrichthyes; Orectolobiformes; Rhincodontidae
Gene: tmx3b
Product: thioredoxin related transmembrane protein 3b
Exons: 16
Coding region: 7-1404 (465 amino acids)
Biological process (GO): peptidyl-cysteine oxidation
Cellular component (GO): endoplasmic reticulum
Molecular function (GO): protein disulfide isomerase activity
Source: RefSeq, a predicted model, not a curated record